Saprolegnia parasitica CBS 223.65 is the source of this 693-nucleotide messenger RNA. RefSeq lists its product as hypothetical. The transcript is spliced from 2 exons. The record is from RefSeq and is a predicted model, not a curated record. Lineage: Eukaryota; Oomycota; Saprolegniomycetes; Saprolegniales; Saprolegniaceae. The coding region runs from base 1 to 693 and encodes 230 amino acids.
AUGGCCCAGCCCCGGAAGCAAGGCCACCAGUGCUCGUACGCGACGUCGGCCGCGAUCUCAGGCGCCGACAUCACGGUCGCAGUCAUCCAAGACACUCGUCAGGUAGACGGGCUAGGCGGCGAAGUGUGGCCCGGCGCCCAUCUUCUCUGCCAGCACUUGGAAGUCCAUGCCGCGAGCCUCAACCUCGCAAAUGCGCGCGUCCUCGAGCUUGGCGCGGGCUGUGGCCUCUGCGGUCUCGUUGCCGCUGCCCUUAAGGCGCCGUCUGUGACGCUCACGGACGAAUAUCCCGAUUUGCUGCAGACCAACAUCGACUUGAACCGCGCUUGGCUCGGCAACCAGGUCGUGGACGCCCGCGAGCUCGUGUGGGGGGAUGAAAGCGUUCGAGACGAAGGCCUCGCCUUUGACAUUGUCUUGGGCAGCGAAAUCACGCAGCUCGGACGUGGGUUGCAUCGCCCGCUCCUGGAAACCGUGACCUGGGUCGCCCACGCGUCGACAAUCGCGCUCUUCUCGAUGGACGUGUGUCGUGACACGUGUAUUGGCGAGUGCAAUCCUGCGCGUUGCAUUGCGUCCCACUUUGUCUACAUGGCGCGCGAAGUCGGCUUCGCCGUGAAGAAGCAUCCGUCCGUGCCGUCGGCGCGCUCGGUCGCACAUGGCCGCUUGAGGGAGACGAGCUCAGCACGGUCUUCGAGCUAA